Messenger RNA from Dicrocoelium dendriticum, 3800 nucleotides. NCBI's taxonomy places the organism in Eukaryota, Metazoa, Platyhelminthes, Trematoda, Plagiorchiida, Dicrocoeliidae. The record is from the annotation of a GenBank genome assembly.
GAAUUACUCGCUUCCAUGCUGCAUGUGUCCUUAGGCACCGGUGAUCUGUCGAAUUUAUGCAUAGCUCCCCGGGUUGUAUGAAUCCGGUGUUAACAACAGCCGAGCGGAUGACAGGACAUGCUUUGUGAACUAAAGGAAUUCUAUCCGGUUUGGACUUGUGUAAUGAAAAGCGCAACAGGUGAUCUAAACUGCUUGGUUGAAUGGGAAGAAAAUUUACUUCCUUGCUGACCUUCAUAUCAUGAGCCCCGUCAUGUUGCUCAUGAUGUUGAUGACGGCACCCACCAAUACACAUCCAUCAGGUGAUUCGCUCAGCGGCGAACACAUUCGUGAACUCCAGGUGAUCCCGGUAUUAGGUUCCUCAACAGAUGCCAUUGUGAGUUCCCGAAGAAUACACGCGGAACACAUCCGACAGGCAAUUUUACUUGAGGCAUAUGGACACCAUGACUUCGGUUAUCAUCGAGUCGCUUGGGUGCGAAACCUCACUGCCACAAUCUACAGCACUUUUGUGUUUCUAGGCGUGAUUUCUAACUUUCUGGUAGCAUACAUCUUGUUGUUCGUGCGUCGAAGAGCACUAUCAAACAUUACAAACAUUUUUGUACUCAUUUUGGCUCUUUCGGACAUAGUGCUCUGUGGUUCCAACAUGCCUGUACAACUUUACUACGAGCUGAAGGAGACAAUCUUCCUAAACUCAACAAUAUGUAAAUUAGUCUUUCCCCUAUUUGGUUUGCCUAUGCACGUUUCUUGUUUGAUCAUGCUCCUGAUUGCCUGUGAUCGACACCAAAUAAUCAUCUAUCCUCUUCGACCAAGAAUGUCCAAUCAAGUCGCCGUCUGUCUCAUUGUUUUUGUUGUGAUGAUCAGCGUGAUAAUCAGUAUCCCAAUCGCAAUCUAUACUACAGUAAGUCAUGCCAUACCUCCGAGUUCCUCCGAUGCCAACACAACGUUUUCAAGAGAACGUCACACCUAUUGCGUCGAACGAUGGCCCAGUGAUGAGGCCAGACUUAUCUAUUCUGUCGUCGUCUUUCUGUCCCAUUUUUUCAUACCUCUGUUUCUUACAUCAGUGCUCUACGGACACAUAUUUUUUCGGCUGCAUGAGCGCCGAUUUCAUCGCAAUUCGGUGGAAAGAAAAAGAAAGACCAACAAAAUUCUCAUCCGCAUUGUUCUGUGCUUUGCACUUUGUUGGGGUCCUUGGACAUGCUUCUCAUUGUGGUUAGAAGUGCAUGCAUAUUCCAUACAAAAAGGAUCAUGGAGGAGUACUGCCAAGCUGCCACCACCAGACGUGAGCAAAUUUGAAAAUAUAAAGCAGUUAAUAAGUAACACCAUGGUGUAUGCACCAGGGACACACGAAAUUCCUCAUCCUGCUUCCUUGUUUGAUGUUUAUCCCAACGACAUUGCAGGGUAUAGCGAGCUCCUCGCUGCACCUGCUGGGGCGUCACGUGAACCCCUUGGACGGCAAAACGUCACCGGUGAGUAUAACUCGGAGUUCCCCAUAUUCGGAAUCUCUUCAAUUGAACAUACAACGAGGCUAAUUGACUUAUCUCUGAAAUUACUAGCUAUGGGCUCAGGAUGCAUUAACCCGUGGUUAUACGGUUGGCUCAAUAAAUUUUUGGUCUCGUUGAUACGAACUCAUUGGAAACGGAUGUACAGAAAGAUGCACCUGAAAGCGAUGUUACUCGAACUGCAAGACCGCGUUCGCGGUUUGAACUGUCCGUUCGCUUUAGACGAAUGUCCGGUAUUUGAAACGUAUUCGCAGGAUAAUCCAGACUCAGGUAUACAAACAGAUGGAAUGCGGUAUCGGUCCAAAUAUCAUGUAUGCUAUUGCUGUGGCACAUAUUGUGCUUGCCAGAUUGUUUUGUCGAAAAAACUGCAGUUCUGGACCCGUCCAAAUCAAUCUCUAUUAAAUAGGAGACCAUGUCAGCCCCUUAGUCACAGUUGUCUCAACAAAGAUAGUUCUCAAAAGGAUUCUGUGCGAAAUGCGGAACCAUGUGAUAAAUGUGCUGCCAUCCUGCGAAGUGGCAGCGGUUCGAAAACAUCGCACACUAAUAGCAGCAAACAGAAAGGCUCACGUUGUUCAGCUGAAGCUAUCGGCAUGGGCCCAGCAUUUUUGACGCCACAGAAUGCGAUAGAAUGUGGACUAGAGAACCCACCAAAUGAAGUACAUCCGCCGAUGUCGCAGCGAGAUAUGGAUUAUUAUCAGUUUAAUGUUUAUAAAAGAUUUGGUCGAAGACACUCUACCCGAUUUAGUGGUUCUUCGUUCAGUUACCUUGAUCCAUCCACGAAGCAGACUAGUUUGCUCCCCUCUUCUGCCUACACUGCCACUCCAAGAGGAUCAUUGCUGCGUGCCUCCGAGCAAAGUUCUACUGCACGGAUGGAAAUGGACAUUGUCCCAUCGACCGGUUAUAGCAGUCAGUUAACGAAACCAGCACCAGGAAGUUACCUAUGUCCACCAAAUGCUCAAUUAUUAAUGAAUCCUCAAAAGUUGAUGAUACAAAAAGAAACCUCGUCCAUAAUAGAAGAACACGUAAUUCCCACGACAAUUCAUAAUGUAUGCGUUGAGCAACCAUCUACAUCAGACGAACAAGAUGUUGAAAAUGUGAUUACUUUGAUGUGUCCUGAUCCUACAACAUUGCGAUAUUCCAGCGGUUUGGCGACCGUUAAGGAGCAAUCCCCUACAUUAGAAAGACGUGGUGUCAGUGAAGACAAUGUUGAGUAUUCUUUUCUUUCAUCUACUGCAAUGCCCUGUACAGUGCCAACGGCAGCAGAUAAUCUUAACACGUUCAAGUACUUGGAACAACAGCAUACUGCCCAGGUAUAUGAUGAUACAUCAACGCAGGAACCGGACCAUAAUGCAAUUGCUCGAAAACAUUCAGGCGCAUUUGAGAUUAUUCAAGGGAAUACUAGCGAAAUACCGUUUGCAGAUGAGAUGGAGAACGAUGAACCUGUAAUUGACAUAGGAACGCUCCAAAUGAGAUCGUCGCUGCGGAAAGCCAGCGAUGGAGGGCUUUCUUCUGAUGCCACGGUGCAUAGACGGGCCAAGACGGUAAGGCAACAUGGUGAAGGGAAAAUCAUGAAAGGCGUAGAUCACGAUGUGCCAAAGGUGAUUCCUCAGCUGCAUAUACCUACUCAGCAGAACGGAUCUAUGUUCUCUACCGAUGCAACCAGGGAACUGAGGCGGACAUCCGAAGUGAAUGACACCAUACCUGUCAAACGUAGAUUGAGCUUUUAUCCAGCUUUUUUGCACAGACGAAAAGGGAGCACCUCUAAGUCAAACCUCAACCCGAGUUUAACGGCAGGUCGCUUGAGUGUGCGAGAGCGUAGAAUAGAUAUACCAACAAUCACGAUGAAUCGAGCAAGUCGGAGCCGUCUUUCAAAAUCGCUACGACCUGAGCCGGAGCACGGAUGCACAUCCGCGACCUAUGUAAGCAAAGAGGAUGUCACGGACGUGGAUGAAUUCGCGCACAUAAGUCGUCUCGUAGCUAUAGAAGCAAUUCGAAAGAAACAGGCACGUCACCGCGCUAUGAGUGUUGGCUCCGCUGCAAAACCUGCGCCAAAAAGGAUAGAAACGCGUUCCAGCAUGGCAAACAUUUGAGUUCCUUUUCCGGAGACACAUGACAUAUGAAUUCUUGUCCUUUAUUUCACCAAAAAUGCAAACACCGCGCUAAUUCAGCGUUCGAUAUGGUCAACAGAAAUCUACAGAUGCCCUUUCCGAUGCAAACUGAUACAGAAAAAAUUCCCAUAUUUUGCUGAAAAUUGCCACCGUUAUUUCUUGUUGAACUUUUUAAUAACAUUGUGUGCACAUUCCC